AUAAUGCCUAGCCUCCUCUUGUUCUACCUUCUAGGAAUCUGGUUGCCACAGGGCCACCUUUGCAGAUCAGCCAGGGGUGAUGAUGCAUGGCUGGAUCAUGUGAUUAAAGCAUGUGGUCGUGAACUAUCCCGAAACUAUAUCGAAGUCUGUGGCAUGACCUACUUCAGAAGAGAAAGGCAGAGACAGGCAGGAGCCUUUCUGAGUUUGGAACCAGCAACAGAAACUGUGCCAUCCUCCAUCGAGAAAGACACAGAAAAUGUCACUAUGAUACUGGAAGACAGUCCUAAUUUGUCAGAGGAACUGAAGGCACCACUCUCUGCGAAGCAACCAUCAUCAGUUCUAUCUGAACAACACACACCUACACUGAUGAAUUUAAGUCUUAGUUUGGAAGAAUGGAAGAAAAUGGCUCCUAAUGACCAAGCACAAGUGGAAGAUAACAGUCCUUCAGAAUUAAAAUCCUUGGGCUUGAGUACUCAGCGCCGAAGAAAGAGGGACAUUGGUAAAAGACCCAGUGAUCAAUGCUGUAAUUUUGGUUGUACUAGAAGAUUUAUUGCUGAAUUGUGCUGAGAUAAAGUUAAUUGUACACA
This is a messenger RNA of Ochotona princeps (American pika), 587 nucleotides long. Its product is annotated as prorelaxin-like. Gene Ontology annotation, cellular component: extracellular region. Gene Ontology annotation, molecular function: hormone activity. NCBI's taxonomy places the organism in Eukaryota, Metazoa, Chordata, Mammalia, Lagomorpha, Ochotonidae. The record is from RefSeq and is a predicted model, not a curated record. The transcript has 2 exons. Bases 4 to 567 code for a protein of 187 amino acids.